AUGGCAAUCGGCGAGUCCAAAGAUGAACGUGACCAAAGAGUUGCAAAACUCUGGGAAAGCCUGGACGUCCAGAAAAAAGGUCAACUCGAUAUCAAUGGCUUGAAGAAGGGGUUCAAGAGGAUUGACCAUCCUCUGAAAAAUGCGGAUGACAUGGUACGAAAUAUCUUGCAGACGGUCGACACCAACGGCGAUGGAUACAUAGACUUCUCUGAAUUUCGAGCUUUUGUCGACCAUACCGAGCACGGGCUAUGGCAACUCUUCCAGAGCAUCGAUCGCAACCAGAAUGGAGUGAUAGACAAGAACGAACUGAGGGCUGCCUUUUCCCGUUCUGGGAUCACGUUGUCUAGCGCUAAACUAGACGCCUUCUUUGAGGAUGUUGACUCAAACAAGGAUGGUGUCAUUUCAUAUCCAGAGUGGAGGGACUUCCUUCUAUUUCUUCCCGCCCACUCGCCGUCCGACCUGCACGCCGUUUUCUCAUAUUAUACGGCCACGGGCAAUCUAAACCCGGAAGGAGAUGUCCACAUCAAUGAUCUGCAGGGUUUAGGUACAGACCACUCGUUUCUUAAGCGUUAUCUUUUGGCCAUCAAAGACAUUUUGUACAAUAUCUUCCCUGUGCACGCUUUGACAGCCUUGGUUCCAUCAGCUUACGCCGAAGCCGGCGGGACGUUAUUGUUGGGCGCCGCGUUAGAGCAUGAUUCUCUCCCUUUAGACGAUGACUUCGAGUUGGAGUGGCUGCCCAUACCCAGGACUGUCGCCAUGUGGAUGUCCUUCCGAUAUGUUGAACAGAAGUUGACCGAGAACACUCCUCAAUUAGGUUAUUUUCUUGCGGGCGGGAUCGCAGGCGCCGUAUCAAGAACAGCCACCGCGCCUUUAGAUCGACUUAAAGUUUAUCUUAUCGCCCAGACUGGCGCGAAGAAGAGUGCUGCUCAGGUGGCGAAGGAUGGUGCUCCCUUGAAGGCAGCUGGCUGUGCUUCCAGGACACUUGUCGGUGCGGUAAAGGAGUUAUGGCGUGCUGGGGGGAUACGGAGCUUGUUUGCCGGCAACGGCUUGAAUGUCGUUAAAGUUAUGCCCGAAUCAGCCAUCAAAUUUGGAGCCUACGAGUCCGCAAAACGUGCCUUCUCUCGUCUUGAAGGACACAACGAUCCUAAACGACUCCAGCCUACGUCGCAGUUCCUGUCCGGUGGAUUUGGUGGGAUGGUGGCCCAAUGCUUUGUCUACCCUCUUGAUACCCUCAAGUUCCGAAUGCAAUGUGACACCGUCGAGGGUGGCUUGAAAGGCAAUCAACUCAUCGCGGCUACUGCUCGAAAAGUGUGGAACAAAGCAGGCCUCCUGGGCUUUUUUCGUGGGUUGCCUCUAGGCCUCAUUGGCAUGUUUCCUUACGCCGCCAUCGAUCUGUCAACUUUCGAAUAUUUGAAACGCGUUCUCCUUGCACGGCAAGCCCGGAUUAACCACUGCCAUGAAGAUGAUAUUCCCCUCAACAACUUCACCACAGGAGCAAUCGGUGCUCUGAGCGGCGGGUUCAGCGCUUCCGUUGUUUACCCACUGAAUGUCCUUCGUACCAGACUACAGGCCCAAGGCACUGUACUUCACCCCACAACAUACACCGGUAUCGCUGAUGUUGCGCGAAAAACACUCCAAACUGAAGGCCCCCGUGGCUUUUACAAAGGACUUACGCCAAAUCUUCUCAAAGUAGCACCCGCCGUGUCGAUCAGCUACGUUGUAUAUGAGAACUCGAAACGAAUGCUUGGACUGAGAUAA
Messenger RNA from Aspergillus udagawae, 1758 nucleotides. RefSeq names its product calcium-binding mitochondrial carrier protein. Bases 1 to 1758 code for a protein of 585 amino acids. Gene Ontology annotation, biological process: transmembrane transport. The transcript has 8 exons. Gene Ontology annotation, molecular function: ATP transmembrane transporter activity; calcium ion binding. The record is from RefSeq and is a predicted model, not a curated record. NCBI's taxonomy places the organism in Eukaryota, Fungi, Ascomycota, Eurotiomycetes, Eurotiales, Aspergillaceae.